This is a messenger RNA of Gorilla gorilla gorilla (western lowland gorilla), 735 nucleotides long. Its product is annotated as ubiquitin-like protein ATG12. Gene Ontology annotation, molecular function: Atg8-family ligase activity. Lineage: Eukaryota; Metazoa; Chordata; Mammalia; Primates; Hominidae. The transcript has a single exon. Gene Ontology annotation, cellular component: autophagosome membrane; Atg12-Atg5-Atg16 complex; phagophore assembly site membrane. Gene Ontology annotation, biological process: autophagosome assembly; protein lipidation involved in autophagosome assembly; glycophagy. The record is from RefSeq and is a predicted model, not a curated record.
GCAAGAUGGUGGAGGGGCUGCAGUCCAUGUUGCAGCUUCCUCCCUCAAGUGCUACUGGAGGGGAAGGACUUACGGAGGUCUCCCCAGAAACAACCACCCUGGAGCCCCCGUCUUCCGCUGCAGUUUCUCCGGGAACAGAGGAACCUGCUGGUGACACCAAGAAAAAAAUUGACAUUUUGCUAAAGGCUGUGGGGGAUACUCCUAUUAUGAAAACAAAGAAGUGGGCAGUAGAGUGAACAUGAACCAUCCAAGGACUCAUUGACUUCAUCAAAAAGUUUCUUAAACUUGUGGCCUCAGAACAGUUGUUUAUUUAUGUGAAUCAGUCCUUUGCUCCUUCCCCAGACCAAGAAGUUGGAACUCUCUAUGAGUGUUUUGGCAGUGAUGGUAAACUGGUUUUACAUUACUGCAAGUCUCAGGCAUGGGGAUGAACCACAGAGAAAAUCAACUUGCUACAUUAAAUGGAUUUUCACAGAAGAGACAGCUCUGAAAAGUUUUGAUGCUUGUGGCAAGAGACUUAACAGAUGUGAUCUAUUCAGUACGUGUCUACUCUAUGUUUAUGCAUAAGAAAACAUCCAUAGCAUGAAUGGACUCAAAAAAAUGUGAUUUGUAUUAAUACGCCAGUCAUCAUAAAAGAUGGUCAUUCUAGUACACCCAUUGCUCCUGCUUGUUACUAUUAUUACUGCAGAUCUGCUUCCAAGGUUGAAAAGGAGGCUAAGACUGUAUAAGCGUCUUCAU